This is a messenger RNA of Leptidea sinapis, 3148 nucleotides long. RefSeq names its product exocyst complex component 5 (gene Sec10). Gene Ontology annotation, biological process: Golgi to plasma membrane transport; exocytosis. Gene Ontology annotation, cellular component: cytoplasm; exocyst. The transcript is spliced from 14 exons. Lineage: Eukaryota; Metazoa; Arthropoda; Insecta; Lepidoptera; Pieridae. The record is from RefSeq and is a predicted model, not a curated record. Bases 317 to 2491 code for a protein of 724 amino acids.
UACGUUGAUUUCGUAAUAUAAAUUAUAAACUUGUUUUCAGUUUUCACCUAUAUAAUUUCAUAUCAUAAAAAACCUAGAAGCUGAAAACUAUACUGCAAUAUUGUUUGUACUUUGUUAUUAUUAUAAUGUUUGUAUGUUCAAUGAUCCUUAGUCCUUACUAACUAUAAAAUAUACUAUAAAGUAUAAAGGAGGCGAUACCAUUACAAAAUACAAACUAAAGUUACUUUUUAUUUUAAUUGAUUUUUUUUUGCCAAGCUUUGUAUUACUGUGAGUAAUAACUUAUCUUGUUGUAAAAUUCAGUCACUAAACUUGAAAAAUGAUGAACCAAUAUUUAAAAGAAUUAGAGGCCGAUCCAUUUGACCCAGAUGAGUUUGUAGAAAGGAUGGUUCGUCGGAGUAUGCAAGAAUCUCGAUUGAAGGAUGAUCAAUUUGAUCCAGAAAUGAUUCACGAUAUCUUCACACAGGCCAUUCAAGAUUUAAAGGUAUUGCAAGAAAGACAGGAAAGGAAGUGUAAAAAGUUGGAACAGGCUAUGCAAGACGAAGAAAAAACAUAUGCAGCGAAACUAUCUGAGAUUCUUGAACAGCACUCUCAUUGUGUCACUGUGUUCAGUUCAUUGGAUGAGAGAAUGUCAAGAUGUGGUGGUAGAGCUCUGGAUGUUGGUGAAAAGUUAGGAGCUGCUCGGGCUCCAAGAGCUAGAGCAGCUGCAGCAAGGGAUCUGUUGUCACAUCUUGCGAAUUUCCUGAACCCUGGACCCGUGCUUAAUGAUCUGUUUAGUGAUCCUAAUAAGCUUAACGAAGCUGCAGAUGUAAUACAAAAACUACACACAAUAGCCCAAGAACUUCCUUCUGAUCAAUUUGAAGUGGCAAAGAAGAAAAUUGAUGCAAAAUAUGAUGCAAUUGAGCGUGAUUUAAUUGAAGAGUUCGUGAAGGCGCAGAACCAAAACAAUAUAACAAAAAUGAAAGACAUUGCUAACAUUAUGACAAACUUUAAAGGGUAUUCACAAUGUGUUGAUGCAUAUAUUGAGACUAGUCAAAUGAAUACUCUAAUGGGUAAAGAUAUAUUCUCAUCGGUAUUAUCAAUCUGCAGAAAGAAUAACACUAUAAUAAGCAAUGUAUUCCCGAAUCCUGAUCAAGUCAUGAGCAAGUUUGUGUUGAAUAUAUUCCAUUUGAAACUGCAGAAGUAUAUUCAAACGAAGCUUGCUGACAAGAAUGACAUUGAAAAGUAUUUGAGGAACUUGUAUGAUAUGUACACAAGCACUCAACGAGUUUGUGAUGAAUUAGUGGCAGCUAACUUAGUGUCUGCGGACGGAAACAGUGCAACGGGUGAACUUCGGAGAGAAGCACUUAUCAACGGAGCAAUGGCGGGAACAGCUGAUGGUUAUGCUGCCUUGGAAGUGCGCAGGCUGAAGACUGUCCUGUCUAAUUCAUUGAACGCAUAUUAUAACGAGAAACAGCAUGUUAAGAAACAGAUUCAGGGUGGGGGUUUUCAAGAGCUCCGGCGCGAUUUACAAGCGGUGAUAGGGACAAGGGCCAAUAUAAACAUCGCACAGAUUGAGAACUACGGUGGGGAAACCUUCCUGAGCGAACAGCUGGUGCAGAAGAUGUUGAAUGAUGCCAAAGCUUCCUUUUUGCGGUGUAAGACUCUGUGCACGCCUAACGAUGUAUCUAGUACGGCUGUUGCGCUAUUGGAGACACUGAUCCAAUAUCUGGUGAUGGAACACGUGGACUACGCGUUGGACUUGGGUCUCCAGUCAAUCCCUAUAGGCGAGGGGAAGACACCGCCUCAGAUUCACUUCUUUGAUACUGUGAGUCAAGCGAACAAAAUAAUCAGAUUGUUUGGUGAACACUUCCAUGAGUCUGUACUGCCGUGCAUAAGCUCAACAAGCAAACAGACAGAGUGUAUAGAACGUAAGAACGCGUUGCUGGAACAGCUGGAGAACAAGCUGGACGCUGGGUUGGAGCGGGCCGUGUCUGCCGUAGUCGCCUGGGUCAAGAUGUAUCUGCAGACCGAACAGAAGAAGACUGACUUCCGCCCUGAAGGAGAUAUUGACACGCUGGCUUCAACCGCAUGCACUGCGGUGGUGUCUUAUCUAAAUUCCUUGAUGGACAAGAUUCACGCCAACUUGGAAGGAGACAACUUGAAUUCUGUCACAUUGGAGGUGGCGGUCCGACUGCAUCGUGUCAUUUACGAGCACCUGCAAAAUUUCCAGUUCAAUUCUGCUGGUGCAAUGAUAGCGAUAUGCGACGUGAGGGAGUACCGGUCGGCUGCGUGCGGGCGAGGUGUGCGAGCGGUCCCCGAGCCCGCGCCCGCACUGUUCGACGCGCUGCACGCACUGUGCAACCUGCUACUCGUGAAGCCCGAGAACCUGCGGCAGGUGUGCGAGGGAGAGACACUGGCGGAAUUGGAUCAAUCGAUACUCCAGAACUUCAUUCAACUGCGGGUAGACUACAAAAGUCACAAACUGUCCAGUUUCCUCAAAGGAUUUUCGUAACAUCCGAAUAUAAUUACCGCAAUACUCUUGUCGCAGGGGAGAGAAUUGCGGGCAUUGACCUUAGCUAUGACCGAUUUUAGUAUGCGCACACUUUGACCACUGUGCAAGCGAGACGGAAAUAUGCGAGUGAAAAGGACGUGUUGUAACGAAGGUCAGUGACCGAAAAUCAUUCUGCUCAGCGUAACAGUAGAAGGCUGUCUAUAGACGGAUAAGUGUGAAAUUAAAGAAACUGGGUAAAAUAAUGUAUAUAAUAUGACAAACGUUUUAUAAUUAAUAAGUUUUUAUAUCAUCUUAUGUAGAUCAUAUUAUUAAUUGUAAAAUUUGCAUUUUCUGACAGUUUCUACAGUCUGAAAGGCCAAAAGCAAAAAAGUGGAAGAAUUUGUCCUCACUGGAUGGAAUGUAGCAAAGGCUCUAUUUUUGAGCUUUAGAGUUGAAAAUACUUUUUUGUAUAAUGUUAUUGAAUGUACAGACGCUCCACUUUGAUGAUAUUUUUUUUUUCAAAUAAGUAUAUAAAUUCUUUACUAGACCAGUUACUUUCUUUUCACCCUUUUCUUAUCUUUAUGGUACUUUAAGUAUAGCAUAAUGUUAAGUUUAUAGUAAGUACAUUGUUACAAUAUAAUAUUUUAAAUUUUAUUUAUUAAAUCAAUUUAUAACAGA